ACUCGUGCACACUCCGCCUAGUUUUUUUUCCGCGUUGAAUGGAUUAGUUCUUGUGCUAAAUAUUGCUAUUACGACUAUGAGACAGAAUUUCUAAUCACGUUACCUUACGCCGAGCUGAGGGGGGAAUCCCUCCGUCAGUUGUUCUGGUUAAGAGAUUUAUAGAAAACGAGCUGCAGGCAAAUAUUGAAGAUCCGACGAGAGUCAUGUCCAGUUCACCCAAAGGAGGAAAGAAAGGGAAAAAACAAAAGCCUAGUAAAUUUGAUUUUACAAAAAGUCAUCCAUCACCUACCACAUCCCCAUCCACCACUCCACCCAGGAAUUUGAGUGAUAAAGCUACACUUACUGUUAAUGGCAAGGACUUUGAAUGUAAUGCAGAUGAUUUAAAGGAAAUAAAGGAGCUAGGACAUGGAGCAUAUGGUUUUGUUUACAAAAUGCAACAUCAACCAACAGGGUUUAUAAUGGCUGUCAAAAGAAUACGUGCCAAUGUAAAUUCAACAGAGCAGAAAAGGCUUUUGAUGGAUUUGGAUGUGUCGAUGAGAGUAACUGACUGCCCUUACACUGUACAUUUUUAUGGAGCACUGUUUAGAGAGGGAGAUGUCUGGAUUUGUAUGGAGCUCAUGAAAGCAUCACUAGACAAACUUUACAAAAAAGUUUAUGCCACUCCUGGCCGAAGGGUGCUUGAAGAAGUCCUACGGGAAAUAGCCAUUGCUAUGGUCCAUGCAUUAAAUUAUCUUCACAGUAAACUGCAUGUAAUCCACAGAGAUGUGAAGCCUUCUAACAUUUUAGUGGAUGAAAAAGGAAAUUUUAAACUGUGUGAUUUUGGAAUAAGUGGUCAGCUGGUAGACUCACUGGCAAAAACUGUUGAUGCAGGAUGCAAACCUUACAUGGCACCUGAGAGAAUCAACCCAGCCAAAAACAUGGAAGGAUAUGAUAUUCGCUCUGACAUUUGGAGCCUAGGAAUCACUAUGAUAGAACUGGCAACUGGUAAAUUUCCAUACACUCAGUGGAAGACACCAUUUGAGCAGCUGAAACAAGUUGUUCAUGAGCCUUCACCAACUCUUCCUGAUGGGGGACCAUACUCGGAUGAACUAAGAGAUUUUGUUGUUCAAUGCUUACAGAAAGACUACAGUAAAAGGCCUAACUAUGUCUCGCUCAUGGAGCAUAAUUUUGUAAAAGGAAAUGGAACAGAUGGUAGUUUUGACACCCAAAGUUGGAUAACACCCAUAUUGCAAGAACUGGAACAGUCAAGUUUAUAGUGAAGGGAGACUGUUUUUUGUUUGUUUGUUAGUUUUUUUUUUCUCUUAUUCUCUGUUGUAAACUGGACAGAGUAAAAAUAGCAUUAUUUGGCUCAGUUAUUAUGUGAAGGAUUUUAAGAAGUACUUCCUUGUAAUCCUUUUUUUUUUUUAAUUAAGAACUGUGGUAUAUAACAUAUAUUGACUGGGAACAUGAAAAUGACUUAUUGUAACAGAAAGGUGCAUUUUGGAUAAAUCUGUCAAGAUAAUCCAAUCUGCCAAAUUUCAGAUUCUCGUGUCUAUCCAUUAAAAAUGUUGAUCAAAGCCAGUUUCUGGAGGCUAACAAAAAAAUGAUAUGUACUAUCACAGGCUUUACUGACACAUUCUUUGAAUGAGGUGAAAAAGCUCAAAGCAGUGGGAAAAGAGAGAGGUCUUUCUUGGUGGAUUCUCUCUUCUUAAACCCUCUGAUUUCUCAAAAUUGGAUUGGCACUGUACAUUUUGGUUGAUGUUUUGAAUAGUUAGGGUUUUUUUUAAAUUGAAAAUACUGAACGAAAGAUUCUUGAUCUUGUUUCUUACACUUUGAUACUAAUAUUUCCCAAAUGUUCUCAAGCCAUUGACACCAAUUUUCAAUGAUUCUUUAAAUUCUGUGUUAGGUAUAAUUUCCCUAAUUCCCCUAAACCAAUUCCAAAUUACAUGUGCUGGAAAUAUAUUUUUUGUUAUUUGAUUGAAAAGGGUAAGAAUAUUCUUUCCAUCUCCUUAACUUGGUUUUGAAAUAAUUUGAGGAAAUUUUGUGAGUAGCUUUGAACUAGAAGGAUCUUUUUGAACGACUUUCCAAAGGAAGGUAAUUGGGAAGAUUAGUUGUCUUCUUUCUUUCUAGUAUAAUACAAACUUUUAGACAGCCAAGAUGCAAUUGUUUUCCUUUUUGUGGUUUUAAUUACUAAAACUUUCCCCAAUUAAGAACAAAUAUUACGUUUUUAAGUCUUUUAUUUGGUUUAGUACCCUCCUGCUAAAUUCGGAUGUUUAAAUGGGAAGAAUGGGGACUGCAAUGGUUCCAGUUUUUUACAAAGCAACCAGUAAAUAUAAAAUUAUCUUCACUUACCAUGUGCAGCUAUUAAUGAGCAAACAAAAAUAAAUGCCAUUGGUUAAUUAUUUUAGAAGAAAAGAUAAUAUAGGGUAAUCUCAUACAACUCUUAACCCUAAGGCCUUAUUGUGUGUAAAUCUGCAGUGUAUAAUCUCAGUCACCAUCACUUGGUGAUAAUGCUGUAAUAUCUUUUGUUAGUGAAACUAUCAAUUUUACCAGCCAGUUACUGGCAUUAAAUUUCAUGACUGACAGAUUCUACCCUUUGUUAAGGUAAAGCUGUAAUUUAAAUGUUUCCAGUGAAAGAGAGUGCAAAAUGAACAUA
Molecule: messenger RNA, 2635 nt
Organism: Pocillopora verrucosa
Lineage: Eukaryota; Metazoa; Cnidaria; Anthozoa; Scleractinia; Pocilloporidae
Product: dual specificity mitogen-activated protein kinase kinase 6-like
Biological process (GO): MAPK cascade; protein phosphorylation
Molecular function (GO): ATP binding; MAP kinase kinase activity
Source: RefSeq, a predicted model, not a curated record